This is a messenger RNA of Pristis pectinata (smalltooth sawfish), 1581 nucleotides long. RefSeq names its product kelch-like protein 10. The transcript has 4 exons. NCBI's taxonomy places the organism in Eukaryota, Metazoa, Chordata, Chondrichthyes, Rhinopristiformes, Pristidae. The record is from RefSeq and is a predicted model, not a curated record. The coding region runs from base 16 to 1581 and encodes 521 amino acids. Gene Ontology annotation, molecular function: protein binding.
GGUGUGUCCCCUGACAUGAUGAAGCUCAUUAUAGAAUACGCAUACACUCGGACAGUACCGGUCACGGUGGAGAAUGUCGAGAGGCUGCUGGCGGCAGCGGACCAAUUCAACGUCCUCGGAAUUGUCAGAGCUUGUUGUGAAUUUCUUGAAUCCCAGUUAUGCCUGGAAAACUGCAUUGGGAUCUGCAAAUUUGCAGACUACUACUUUUGCCCAGAGCUCCGACACAAAGCCUACAUGUACAUCCUGCACCACUUUGAGGAGAUUGUGAAGGUGAGUGAGGAGUUCCUUGAGCUUUCAGCCUUUGAGCUCAGAGACAUCAUUGAGAAGGAUGAGUUGAAUGUGAAACAAGAAGAUGUAGUGUUUGAUGCCAUUCUCAAGUGGAUUGCCCAAGACCCAGACAUCAGGAAAAAGUCCAUUGUCAUACUGCUGCCCAAGGUGAGACUGGCCCUAAUGAACGCGGAAUACUUCAUGAACAACGUGAAGAACAACGAUUAUGUGAAGGACAACGAUGACUGCAAACCCAUCAUCAUCAACGCGCUGAAGGCCAUGUACGACCUCAACAUGAACGGGCCGUCCAGCUCGGACUUCCGCAACCCGCUGACCAGACCCCGGCUGCCCUUCUCCAUUCUGUUCGCCAUCGGGGGCUGGAGCGGCGGCAGUCCGACCAACGCCAUCGAGGCUUACGAUGCCCGCGCCGACCGCUGGGUCAAUGUGACCUGCGAGGAGGAGAGUCCCCGGGCUUACCACGGCGCCGCCUACCUCAAUGGCUUCGUCUACAUCAUCGGCGGCUUCGACAGCGUGGAUUAUUUCAACAGCGUCAAGCGCUUUGACCCGGUGAAGAAGACGUGGCAGCAGGUGGCCCCCAUGCACUCGCGGCGCUGCUACGUGAGUGUCACCGUCCUCGACAGCUUCAUUUACGCCAUGGGAGGAUUCGACGGCUACGUGCGGCUCAACACGGCCGAGCGAUACGAACCUGAGACUAAUCAGUGGACGUUGAUUGCGCCGAUGCACGAACAGCGGAGCGACGCCAGUGCCACCACCCUGCACGGCAAGGUCUACAUAUGUGGAGGAUUCAAUGGUAAUGAGUGCUUGUUUACAGCUGAGUUCUAUACUCCAGAAACCAACCAAUGGACAACAAUAGCACCCAUGAGAAGCAGGCGUAGUGGUGUUGGCGUUAUAGCUUACGGUGAAUGCGUGUAUGCAGUUGGAGGCUUUGAUGGUGCUAAUCGUCUCCGGAGUGCUGAAGCCUACAGCCCACUCACCAAUACCUGGCGCACCUUGCCCACCAUGUUUAAUCCCCGGAGCAACUUUGGCAUUGAAGUGGUGGAUGAUCUAUUGUUUGUCGUGGGUGGCUUCAAUGGCUUCACAACGACGUUCAACGUGGAGUGCUAUGACGAGAAGACGGAUGAAUGGUACGACGCUCACGACAUGAGUAUCUACCGCAGUGCGCUGAGCUGCUGUGUGGUGCCAGGCCUGCCCAAUGUCCGGGAGUACGCAGCACCCAGAGACAAUCUGCUAGGAUUACUGUCCCGUGAGGAACAAAUAAAAUACUCGGCCUCUACCAGUAUUUUAGCGGUAUGA